CGCGAUGCUCUCCGCGCUGAGCUGCUGCGCUCUCUCCUUCUCAAUUCAGCGCGGCAUCGACGGCGUUCUUAGUACUCGGCUGCCCCAGCCCGUUGCUGCCGCCUCCAUCGCCUUCGAGAUCACUUCGGUCCGAGGCGACGACGCCUCUCUCGACCGCGCCGCUCGCUUCUUCGUCGAGGGCUUCUGGGCGGCGAGCACAACCACGGACACUGGCGGCGCGCUCACAGACCGCGACCGCGACCAGCUCGCCGCGCUGCAGCGGGACGACAUGAUCGCUCGGUACGGCGAGACGGUCGGCGCUCGGAGGCUCCGCUCGUCGCUCUUUGUGGCGGAGGACCCGAGCAGUGGCGCCAUCGCCGGGUGUGUCGGCGUCGAGAUGGCGCUCGUCGACCCGUCGCGCGGCCGCGUCCUCUCGCGCGCGCAGUCGGAGAAGCUGUUUAGCGACGAGCUCAACUCGAUGGGGGCGCGCGAGCGGGGCACGUACCGCAAGAUGAGUGCGGCGGAGCUGACAGAGGCGCUCUUCCCAGAGUACAAAUGCCUCGCCCUCCUCGCCAACCUCGCCGUCGCGCCAGCCGCGCGCGGCAGCGGUCUUGGCCGCCGGCUGUGUGCGCGGUGCGACGAGGCGGCGGACGACUGGGAGCUGCCCGCGAUCAUGCUGCAGGUGGAGCUGGCAAACGCGCCCGCUCGCAAGCUGUACGAGGCCGCCGGGUACCGCGCGGUGUUUGCCGACGAGGGCGCGAGCGCGCUACGCGUGAAGCCGGGAGGCGCGGAGCUGCAGCUCGAGUCCGUCCCGUCGACUCUGCUGCUCAUGGGCAAAGGCGUCUGACGAUGGCAUGCGCUGUGGUUGGACUCUAGACUCCUUGUCCGCGUUACCGCCUCUUGCUUCGUGUGUUUCUUGCUUUUGGUGUCCGUGAUGUGC
Messenger RNA from Emiliania huxleyi CCMP1516, 919 nucleotides. RefSeq lists its product as hypothetical. Gene Ontology annotation, molecular function: N-acetyltransferase activity. Lineage: Eukaryota; Haptophyta; Isochrysidales; Noelaerhabdaceae. The record is from RefSeq and is a predicted model, not a curated record. The transcript is spliced from 4 exons. Bases 5 to 826 code for a protein of 273 amino acids.